This is a messenger RNA of Williopsis jadinii, 3100 nucleotides long. It is a transcript of the gene VAC7, whose product is annotated as Vac7p. The coding region runs from base 430 to 3048 and encodes 872 amino acids. NCBI's taxonomy places the organism in Eukaryota, Fungi, Ascomycota, Saccharomycetes, Phaffomycetales, Wickerhamomycetaceae. Gene Ontology annotation, biological process: positive regulation of phosphatidylinositol biosynthetic process; vacuole inheritance; protein localization to vacuolar membrane. Gene Ontology annotation, cellular component: PAS complex; fungal-type vacuole membrane. The record is from RefSeq and is a predicted model, not a curated record. The transcript has a single exon.
AAAAUUUUGUUAUAGAAAAACCGCAACGUUAAAAGAACGCGGUGGAAAAGCGAAACUUUACGCCAACAACAAGCAAAUCAACCCAGUUUCAAACCUUUUGCCACAAAGCUCGAAAUAUAAAGGGGAACAUAGCAGUGCAUCAUAAGAUAUACAUCGAUAUUACCUUUCGUUCACUUUAGUUUUUGCUGUCUUGGUUCCAUUUAUUGCAGCUUCCCCUCGUUCCUUCAUUUGUUUGGUCCAUAUAAUUCCAUAGGGUUUUACGGAUUCCUUUCUUGAUUAUCCCUUUUGUGUGUGAGCCGGCUUACAUUUGAGUUGCUUAGUAUUCUGGUUACCUAUAAAGUCAGCAAGCUUCUAUUUUGGAGUAACAACCUCUGCAAUUUUCAGGAGUGAAGGAGGAUUUAUGGUUUAGAUACCAAAGUUGAACUGAAGAUGUCUAAAGAUAAGCACAUGCUUCUUGAGCAAAAGAGUGUUGAAAAUGGCGAUACUCGCUCUGUUGAUCAAUCAAUAGAGAGUGAAAAUGACCCAAAGGGUAAUACUAGUUCUGAAACCAUUGUGAUUCAGAGUACAGAGAGGAGUACGGGCAAGAGUGACGACGUACAGAGCAAUAACGAUAAGAAGGUUGAUGACCAGGAGGAAGUACCGCCAGGUGCGUCAGCGCCAGGGGAAGUUCCAACGACCCAGUCAGCUUCCACAGCGUCUUCCAGUAAAGUUCCAAGCUCCACUACCUCGAUACAUGAAGAACUUCCAGCCGGUAGUGUCAUAGGAAGCAAUACCAACGUGGUGGCGAACAGCGCGACUGGAUCAGUCAAAGGUCCUCCAAUUCUGAGAAAGAAAACAGACGUUAAUAAUCCAACCUUUUCGAGAAGCUCAGUAUCUGAAAAGACAGGGAAGAUCUCAGGUACUACAAAAUCAAUGAUUGUUGAAACUGAAACUGUGGAUUCUUCCAAUAUCCCAUCAGUUACUCUUCCAAUCGCUGCUUCAACAAUCGGAAGUCAGAACAGUGAUCUCAUUAAUGGCUCCUCAAAUUCUACAAAUCUGUCGUCGUUGAGAAGUAAGAGAAGUGCUUUAUUUGUUGAUCAGAACCCGCAGCUAACUGUACAACAAACGAGCAAUGCAGCACUCGAUAACGACAAUGUUAGUAUCACUGGCUCGAUAAGGAAUAGAACGAAACACUUGAACCCAACUGAAAACCAUGGGAAUAUUACAAAGGCUGGUGCUACUAAGGCAGAUUUAUUUGCUGCUAAGAUUGCUAAUGCUGUGGGCGAUGCUUCAGAUUCUGAUUCGGAAGAAACUUUUGUGUAUGAAAGUACCCCGGAUGCGGUGAGUACUUUACCUGCUGUUAAGAGUAUAACGUCUACUGGAUCUGUCAAUGCUAAAGCAAUGAGAAAUCAAAGGAAUCUAAGUAUGCCAAUGUCCAGUACUCAUAUCUCUUCACCUUUGAAUACACCUUUGGCCAUAACGUCAAAUGAUGCAGCGAAGGAGAGGUUGUUAUCAACUUUCCCCUCUGAAGAUGAAACUGAAACUGUGAAGACCCCACCACAUGAACAGCAUACUGUGGAUAAAACUUCUAUUGAUAAUACAUGGGAUAAGGAUGAGGGAAGUCUACAAAAUCAAUCAGAAGAAAAAGUACAAGGACAGGACGAAAAGUCUCAGCAACAGUGCCAUGAACAGGGACAACAAGAACAACAACCAAUUGAAUCCUCUCAAAAUGAAGAAGAUUCUCAUAAUGUUGUAAAGCUCCCAGUUACAAAUCAACAACAACUAGGAGUUAAAUUACCUGAUGAUAAAUCAAGAAGUACAAGCACAACGAGCUUUUCAGGUUACAAAACCAAUUUUCACACUGCUACAAACAACAACAACAACAACAACAACAACAACAACAACACUAAUAAUAACACUAAUAAUAAUUCCCAUAAAGAGAGCCAACUCAGAACAACAACAUCUAAGUUGUUUGAUAUCAAGGGAAGCACUCUGAGAAGGUAUUCUGGUGUGCCUGAUGAUGUGAAUAUUGAGGAUUAUAUUGAUAGGUACGAUGAAGAACAGGAAAUCGGAAGUCCGGGUGGGUAUCCUGAUUUUUACGAUUAUGACGAGUAUGAAGACGAGGAUGAAUUGACACCUUUGAACGUGAGCAGAGCCAACAAUAAUUUGAGAAACAAGGCUUCAAGGCACUAUCUACCAAAAAAGUCACUAAACUAUGGGGCAGUUGGUGCUAAUAGUGCUGAUAACAAUGGAUACAUUGAUGCACUUGCUAAAGAUGACCCUAAUGGAAGAGGCUUACGUGGAAAGAAAUCCAAGCUGAGGUCAAACUACCAAUAUUUGCAACAAGAACAGAAUUCUCCACAUGACUUCUUCAACAGCAGGAAACAUUCCAAACUACAGAUGAUCAAAAAUACGAUGUAUGUCUUUAUGUUCGUCUUUGGUCUUCUUGCAUUUGGGUUCAUUGCGGGAUUCUUUUUGGCAACUACCAAAGACCUCCAGGAUGUAGCAAUCACUACGGUGGAUGACAUUCUUGUAUCAAACGAUGAGUUGGUUUUUGAUAUGAGUGUCCAAGCUUUCAACCCUGGGUUCGUUACUAUUGAGGUCUCGGAUUUAGAAUUAGAUAUAUUUGCCAAAUCCGCAUUUGUUGAUAAAUUCCCUCAGAGAAUACCAAUAUUUGAUCAAUCGCAGUCAGAAUCACAAACUGUUUUGUUGGGAACUGCAAGUAAGUUUGAAAUACCAUUGGAAUUCGCCAGUGGAUUGUUUAGCAGGGAACGUGUAAUCGCAAAGAGUGCCAUAAAAUUGUUAAACCCAGGUCGAAAUAGCACAGGGCUAGACUCGGACAAGGAUGAUAAUCACAAGGUGGAGGAUGAUUCUGAUAAAUGGAAAGAAAUUAUUGAACAUCCAUUUGAGUUGAUCAUAAGAGGAAGUUUGAAGUAUGAAAUCCCACUAUUUGGUACCCCAAGGUCGAUUCCAGUGACAAAAUCUGUGGCAGUUGACCCAGAUGCUGACGACCAGAUCCUAAGAAAGAUGCUUGAAAAGAGCGAUGUUAAGGAACACAUAUUUGGCUAAAGUGAUUACAGUAUAUAUACAAAAUAAAUAAUCAAAUGUGCUACCCCCUAGU